This is a messenger RNA of Wasmannia auropunctata (little fire ant), 1698 nucleotides long. Its product is annotated as protein YIPF6. Gene Ontology annotation, biological process: endoplasmic reticulum to Golgi vesicle-mediated transport. The transcript has 7 exons. Gene Ontology annotation, cellular component: trans-Golgi network; membrane. Bases 366 to 1058 code for a protein of 230 amino acids. NCBI's taxonomy places the organism in Eukaryota, Metazoa, Arthropoda, Insecta, Hymenoptera, Formicidae. The record is from RefSeq and is a predicted model, not a curated record.
AGUUAUUGUCAAUCGUAUUACCUCGCCGGUAUCUCUUACGUGUCGAUCAGUCUCGAUUAACCGCGAGAUCGAUCGGAUAAAUGCGGCGUCCUCAUGGCUUCAGGUCGUCGUUGCCGAUAACGAGUCGCGACCGCGAGUCGGCGAGCUGAGGAAAAUACGCGCGCGCGUGUGUGUGUGCGUGCGUCGUGCUGUGUGUGCUGCAUCGCGGAACGUGUCGCGCGCGGACGACGUGUCGAUCGGCGGCACGCGCACGACGGCUCGUCCUCUUGAUAUGCCUGGAGCGCAUCGCUCGCGGGAUCGUCGACGUACGCUAUAUACUUCCUCCUAGCUCUCGUUAACGAUUCGAAUCUACGUCGGCGGGGAAUAUGGCGACGAUGGACGGCGAGACGAAGCUCGACAUGUACGACGAUGUCGCGUACACUGUCGAUCCUCAACACGUUGAGGGCGAGAUGACAGUUGGCACGAAGCAGAGGUCGACUUUGGGAGAGCCGGAAUUUAAUACGCUGGAUGAGCCCAUCAGAGAUACAAUUUUGAGGGACGUUCGAACGGUAGGCAAAAAGUUUUUCCAUGUUUUAUAUCCUAAAGAGAAGAAAAGUCUACUGAAAGAAUGGGAUCUAUGGGGACCAUUAAUAUUGUGUACUUUUAUGGCAAUGAUAUUACAAGGUUCCACUGAUGUAGCAGAUAACUCAAACGAUGGAGGACCCGAAUUUGCGGAAGUAUUUGUUAUCGUGUGGAUUGGAUCUAUGGUUGUUACAUUGAAUUCGAAACUAUUAGGUGGAAAUAUAUCUUUUUUCCAAAGCGUUUGUGUCCUGGGAUAUUGUCUAUUACCGACUGCCAUCGCACUAAUUUUAUGCAGAAUUAUACUGCUGAUGCAGCAAAGCAAUCUCCUAUUUACCCUCAGGUUCGUGAUCAGCAUGAUUGGAUUCUUAUGGGCAACGUAUGCAUCGAUGGCAUUCCUCGGCGACAGUCAGCCCGCAGGCAGAAAAGCGCUAGCGGUAUAUCCAAUUUUCCUGUUCUACUUCGUCAUAUCGUGGCUAGUUAUAUCCCACACCACAUAAAAUGCGGACACAAAUAUUAAUUUGCUACAAGACUGCACAUUGCUCCGGCCUUCUGUGUAAAUGCCAGGAGACGAAAGGGAAAAAAGAAACGAACGGAAGGAGACGCAACGUUUUUCGUACGUGGUAUUUUCCAAGUUCUGCAUUUGGACAUAUUCCGAAUAUCGUGCUUUUUUGUGAAUAAUACACGAGUAUAUAAGUAGGCAAGUAUUUAUUAUCUUAGAUUGUCAUUCGAUACGUCAAUUAUCAGACUUGUAAUUAUAUUUAAUCUCGCUAAAUACACGCUACAAUUGAGACAGAUUUAUUGCCGAUACAAAAAUAUAUUCUCUCUCCACGAAUGAGAAAAUUGUCAAAUUGGUAUAUAUUUGUACAGACUUGAGAUAAGAAAAAAAGAGAAACGAAAUAAUACGAGCGAUAAUUGCUUGUCGUUGAUUCUAGACUGCUGCGUCCGGAUAUCUCUUCCAUAAAUUUUUUAACGAUCGUUACUUUUUUUUUACCAGAUUCCGAUUUUAUUAAUUGUAACGUUAAAUUUUUAAACGGUGCAGAAAUCUGAAGUAUGAUUUGUACCUUUUUGUAUAUUAUGUACAUAGAAUUACGUUUAAACUAUAUGUUACAAAUAAAAUAAUAUAGAAAUCAAACAAUA